UGGGGCAUCCUGAACUUCUCUGAGCAACCCAUUCCGGUGCUCAGCACCCCCACCGUAGAUAGAAGAUGGAAGACGCGCGGGUCGCUCCCGGGGACGCUUCCCCCGGGCGCUGGGGAGAAGCGGGAGUCUGGCACACGCUGUUCGGAGCGGCGCGGCUGCCGUGGGAGCGGCGGGGCUGGCGGGCGGCAGCGGGAACAAAGGGAGGAGGGAGCGGCCGGGGAGAAAGCGCCCACGUGACUCCGGGGCGAACCGGAAGGGCACGGCGCGUGCGGGCCUGACGUGGCGGCGGCGGAAGUGCGUGUUGUGUGUGUGAGAGUGUUUUGGUCGGGGCAGAGGCGGCGGCGGAAGUCGGCGGCGGGGCUGGGUUGUUACUGGCAGAAGAACCAGGAUUCAGAUCUCAGUGGAACUUGCUUUCAAAGGCUGUUGAAACAAAAGACUGCUUUUUAAUUUGGACAUGGCUAAUCGAGGAGCAACAAGGCCCAACGGGCCAAAUGCUGGAAAUAAAAUUUGCCAAUUCAAAUUAGUACUUUUAGGAGAGUCUGCAGUUGGCAAAUCAAGUUUGGUGCUUCGUUUUGUAAAAGGACAGUUUCAUGAAUUUCAAGAAAGUACGAUUGGAGCUGCUUUUCUAACCCAGACUGUGUGUCUGGAUGACACAACGGUAAAAUUUGAAAUUUGGGAUACAGCUGGGCAAGAGCGGUACCACAGUUUAGCACCCAUGUACUACAGAGGAGCACAAGCAGCUAUAGUGGUAUACGACAUCACAAACGAGGAGUCCUUUGCCAGAGCGAAAAAUUGGGUCAAAGAACUUCAGCGACAAGCAAGUCCUAACAUUGUAAUAGCUUUAGCAGGAAACAAAGCUGAUCUAGCUAACAAAAGAGCUGUGGAUUUCCAGGAAGCACAGGCUUAUGCAGAUGACAACAGCCUAUUGUUCAUGGAGACAUCUGCCAAAACAUCUAUGAACGUAAAUGAAAUAUUCAUGGCAAUUGCAAAAAAAUUGCCCAAGAACGAACCACAGAAUGCAGGAGCCAGCUCUGCCAGAGGAAGAGGAGUAGACCUUACUGAACCCACACAACCACCCAAGAGUCAAUGUUGUAGUAACUAAAAGAUCAAUUGCUUUAAACUGUUCUGAAUAUUCUUCUGCUUCCUAACUGUUAAUAACCAUGGAAUUGGAGUGCUUAACCUGGUCCAGUACAGCUUCCAAACAGCGAAGAGACUUAUGAUAAUAGUCAAGUUCAUGAUACAGAGUUUUCUUUUGACCUAAAAUUUUAACAUGCAUGUAUCCACCACUGGCUGUAAUGUUUCAGCAGUAGAGGAGAGAUGGAAGCGGAAUAAACUUCCUUCAGUUGAAAGGUUUUAAAAAUCAGUUGUUAUUAUUAGGGGUGUAGAAGAACUACUUUCUGUGGACCUAAUUGGCCAGUUCCUGUAGCCUCAAUACUGAUCACUGUUAUAAUAAAUAGAAUUGGGUCUUUUCAUAAUUCUCAAUUGUGCUUUAAAACCUCCUUAUAAACAGGGUCUAAAAAUCACUUAAACUUAUUUGCAGUAUUGAUGCAACGAGUUGUUUCUGCAGGUAUCCAUUGUUUAGUUAUACAUUCCAUAGGUUAAUAAUUUUAUUACAAAUAAUACUUGCAUUAACAAUUUUAAGAAUCCUAUGCUUGCCAGAAAGUGGAGUUUUAGUUGGUACACUGUAUGUAAAUUAUAUCAACCCAGUUAGUUAUCUUAAUGAAUUAGUGAUGAAUCAAGUCUAACUUCAUUUCUAAUCUGUUCAGAGGGUACAGACCAGUAAAUUCACUCUACAACUUAGGAUACGGGGUUUUAUGUCCUCUACAAACUGUAAGAGCUCUUCAAGUAAAACCACAACAAACGCGGUGUCUGUGACUUCUUUCUUGUUUCUGAUCAUUGCUGGCCAUUACAGUUUGUUUUUCCCCUAAGGAAUAAAAAAUAGUGCACUAACAAUUAUGUACAUCCAACUUGAUUUUAAAUUUGGAUAUUAAUGUACUGUAAAUAGGUACUCUGCAUUGUAGUCUACAUUUGUUUAAUACUUUCUGUAAUAUUUAAGAGUUGCUUAAAGGUAUACAGAAUGUACAGUUACUUAAAGCUAACUUUUUUCCUCUCUAAUCAAAGGGGGUUCUGAGUUCUUCCUUUAUGGCUAGAACAGUAAUAAAUGAUGCUCCUGUAUCUGUAACAUAA
Molecule: messenger RNA, 2187 nt
Organism: Prinia subflava (tawny-flanked prinia)
Lineage: Eukaryota; Metazoa; Chordata; Aves; Passeriformes; Cisticolidae
Gene: RAB5A
Product: RAB5A, member RAS oncogene family
Exons: 6
Coding region: 455-1102 (215 amino acids)
Cellular component (GO): endosome; Golgi apparatus
Molecular function (GO): GTP binding; GTPase activity
Source: RefSeq, a predicted model, not a curated record